This is a messenger RNA of Stegastes partitus (bicolor damselfish), 1724 nucleotides long. Its product is annotated as coronin-2B-like. Gene Ontology annotation, molecular function: actin filament binding. The transcript has 13 exons. Lineage: Eukaryota; Metazoa; Chordata; Actinopteri; Pomacentridae. The record is from RefSeq and is a predicted model, not a curated record. The coding region runs from base 1 to 1674 and encodes 557 amino acids.
AUGACCGUAUCCAAGAUGUCGUGGCGUUCGUCUUUCCGCUGCUCCAAGUUUCGCCACGUCUUCGGAAAACCCGCCACCAAGGAGCACAGCUACGACGGGGUGCCAAUCACACGCAGCGUCCAUGACAACCACUACUGCUCAGCCAAUCCCUGCUUCAUCGCCGUGGUGACCGAGUGUGCCGGAGGCGGGUCUUUCCUGGUUCUGCCCAUCCAUCAUACAGGCAGGGUGGACCCUCAGCACCCGAGGGUAUGUGGUCACAGCGCCAGAGUUCUGGACGUCAAGUGGAACCCGUUCGACGAUCACUGCAUCGCCUCGUGUUCUGAGGACUGCACUGUGAAGAUCUGGGACAUACCGGUCUGUGGGGUCCAACAGAACCUCACCAAGGCCAGGAAGACUCUGAUGGGUCACUCCAGGAGGGUGGCGCUGAUUGAGUGGCAUCCAACUGCCGAGAACCUGCUGCUGAGCUCCGCCUAUGACUACAAGGUCCUCCUCUGGGAUGUAUCCCAGGCAGGUGCAGUAAUCAGGCACCCGGUCCGGGUGGUGCUGAUGCCCGUCCACCACCGCUACCCGUCCGAGAUGCUGCUGCUGUCGGCCAGCUUCAACAGCGACGGCAGCAGGCUGGCGGUCACGUCCAAAGACAGACGGGUUCGAGUCCUGGACCCACGGACGGGAAAGAUCUUACAGGUAUCCAGCAGUAAGUCGCACAGAGCCAACAAAGUUUUAUACAUCGGAGCCUUGAAGAUGCUUCUGUCCACCGGCAGCUCGCCCUGGAACCACAGACAGAUCGUCCUCUGGGACCCCGACGACUUAUCUGAGCCUCUAUAUGAAGAAGAUCUGGACGGUUCUGCGGGAGUUCUCUUCCCGUUCUUCGACCCGGACACGCACAUGCUGUACCUGGCUGGAAAGGGCGAUGGAAACAUCCGGUACUACGAGCUGAGUGCUGAGAAACCUUACAUCAGCUUCCUGACAGAGUACCGGUCGCUGCUGCCACAGAAAGGACUCGGUGUGAUGCCAAAGCGUGGCCUGGACGUCAGCGCCUGCGAGGUGUUCCGGUUUUACCGUCUGAUCGCUAUCAAAGACCUGGUGGAGCCGCUGUCGAUGAUCGUACCACGAAAACAGUCAGGAACUUUCCAAGAGGAUCUGUACCCGAUGACAGCUGGAAACCAGGCGGCCAUGACGGCUCAGGAGUGGCUGCUGGGAAUCAACAGGGGCCCGGUGCUGAUGUCCCUGAAGCCUGGGACUCGAGUCGCCAACCCUUACCCAGAAACCCAGGCUGAGAGGGGGCUGGUGAGGCAGCUGAGCUCCCUCCGGUUCCAGAUGGGCCCAGCUGGUGGCGCCGUGUCGGGGACGGACCUGGACUUUAUAGAGCAGGCCUUCCUGGAGGAGCAGCUGGCCUACCAGGACGCCAAAUACCCCAGAGACGUGAGCGAUCUGUCGGGUUGGCAGCCAGACGAGACCCAGAUCCCGCUGUGGACGUACUGCUGCACCCCGCACUGCUGCGAACCUGCCGAGAGGCCGCCGCCGACCACCGAGAGCGAGCUGCUGCAGGCGUUCUACAGACAGCAGGACGAGAUCCGAGGCCUGAGGGAAGAGCUCAACCACAAAGACGUGAGGAUCGCUCAGCUGGAGCUGGAGAUAAAGAACACCAGAAACAACAUGAGGGCGACCUUCUGAUCCAACCGCUGCUAUAAGCCAUCAUCUCCAACCAAUAAAAGACACACGGC